GCACCCGCACCCGCACCCGCACCCGCACCUGCACCUGCACCUGCACCUGCAACCCUUUCGACCUCCCCAGGCCGCCCUAUUGAGCGACGGUGUGCUGUGCGCAAGCCACGCCGCAGCCAGACGCACUCCUUCGCACUUCAUUUGGCAUGGCACGGCUCUCACGCCCGGAAUCCUCCUAGCCGUGGGCGUGUGAUGAGUUGCAGCUCGAGCCUCGCGCCUACACACUGCAGUACAUCAAUGCGCCCCCCAGCCGACGCCUUCUGCACAUCAGCCUGAUACACAUCAUCGCCGCCUCGACGCCUGCCCGCUUCCUGGAACAACUCUACCCCUUCAUGGCUCAACAGCAACGACUGAUCUAUGGAUACACGCUCGACACCGCUUCACUCUGCGUGCCGCACCUGCUCAGCUCAGUGUUGACUGCUUGCCUUUUAGCGCACUGAUCGACAAUGGACCCUACGACAUUGAUCGCUUUCCUCUUCCGAGCACCAGCGCAUGCCAGAGCCGUCGAAUUGCUUGGCAGCUGGGACAAUUUUGAGAGGCCUUAUCGCAUGCACCAUGACCGACUUCGCGGCUCUGGAUUCUGGUCAGGUUGCUUCAAGUUCGACAACAUCAUCUGUGACGGCCACCAAGUCAAUGGUGCGAAACCACGAAGCGGAGGUUUGAAGCAGGGCGGCACGUAUUGGUACUACUACCGACUCAACUACGAUGUGGAUGCGUACGACGACCGUCAAACUCACACUACACACUGUCCAUUACUGCCAGGUCAGGAAGUCAACGUGAUCGAGGUGCCAACGGAGGUCAUCGAGUUACCGAGUCGGAGCCACAGCGCGCAUGGUCACAAUGAUCUCGCCGGAAGCCUGACAAACCUCGCCAGCUUGCACACACUGAAUCCAACGGACAAGUAUGCCAUCUUGGAGCCCCCGCCGCGAUCGAAAGUACAUGCCCGAUGCCUAUCCGACGACGUUCUCGACGGAAGAUUGGAGAACGACCCUGCCACAGUGAUCGAAGAAGCCGCGUCACCUGUGUCACUGCCUCAGUCUCGCGAAGCACGGUCGGUGUCACCUCCGAGCCACCAAUCGAAUUACUUGCAUGAGGAUUUGCACGAGCGCCGAGUGCUCUCUGGCUCGAGCUCUGUGUACUCACGUCUGAGUUGUGUCUCUGAUGCUGCAAGCCAGAUAAGUGCAAUGAGUAAGAUGAGUAUACCUGGCGACAUGCCGCGCAAGCCGGAAGACAUUUCCAUGGACGGCAACUCCGCUUAUCCGUGCAAGGCUGGUCCUACACCAUUGGCGUCUCUCGAAAGUCUCGGUGCUGCUCUUUUCGAUUCGACUCUCGCGACGCCAUCGCCGGCGCCACUGAACGAUCCUGUACUCCCUUGGACCGAAGACCACCAGCAUCAGAGACGUAGCUCGGCGUGCACCUGUGGGCCCGAGUCGAUAGCCAAUGUGCAAUUCUAUGGUUCCCGACCUGGUACAAGCCUGGGCGAGGAUCCUGAGCAGUAUCGCCCGAGGAUGUACAGUGUCCCAUACCUAGAACUUCGAGACUGCAGUGAUGAUAGCUCUGCGGGAUCGCCCACAUCGGCGACAUUCGAAAUGUCAGAACGGUCUUCUCAUGACCUCGAAGAAAAUUCGACAUCUGGCGACGAAAUCUUCGACCUCAUGUCUCCGACUUUGACUGCCACAACACUAAGCACAGGUGGUAACAACACUCCAUUCCGUCUCUCAGCCCAAACAUCACCAGAUGACAUUGAGCACGUAUAUGUUGAGGAGGGAAGACACGCCUUCGAAGCAUCCAGCAAGCAUCCCUCGAGGCGACCGAGUCAGAAUAGCAGCAACAAUAGCGGACCAAGCUUUUUCGAGCGUACUAUAGCAAGACUCAGCCCAUCCUCAUUUAUAAGCUAUUCCCUACCUCGAAGCGCAACUGAGAGCGACAAUUCUCUGGCCAAGACAAUCUCUCGACCCUCAGGCCAGAUGCCUUCGAGACAGGAGCUGUCCCUGCCUUCAAUGUUCGCAGCCGAGGAAAGCUCCAUGGCCGAUGCGAUUUUCAGCGAACUUGGAUUUUUGAGAGAUAACAUACAAUGAUCUGUCUAAAUGGGUCAUUGAUACAGUAUACUGCGACGAAUUAGCGACGAUCAUGAUAUUUUUUGUGUCCUUUUUGAGGAAUUGGGAUUGGGAUUAUGAUUGGGAUUUUGGAAACAACAUUUUUGGGAAGCGAAACGGACUCGGGAACGGGAAAUGGCACAUGAUAUGGGCAGAGAUACCAAUUUUAGCGAGCAAGUGAGCGAGCGAGCAUAGCGAUGCUAGCGAGGAGUUUCUUUUUCUUUCUUUCUUCCUUAUAUUGAUGGGAAAUGGAUGUCGCAUGUAUAUUAUUAUUUUGUUUUGCCAAAGGAAUGGGACGCAAGACGCUCAUAUGUAUGCAUACAAGUACGAACACAAACACACCUCUCCGAGGUGGUUGUGAGGGAAGGAAAUCAGUAAUGUAAAUCGAAUCGAAUCCGAUUUUGGAAAAGAU
Pseudocercospora fijiensis CIRAD86 is the source of this 2508-nucleotide messenger RNA. RefSeq lists its product as uncharacterized. The transcript has a single exon. The record is from RefSeq and is a predicted model, not a curated record. NCBI's taxonomy places the organism in Eukaryota, Fungi, Ascomycota, Dothideomycetes, Mycosphaerellales, Mycosphaerellaceae. Bases 447 to 2078 code for a protein of 543 amino acids.